Molecule: messenger RNA, 390 nt
Organism: Pelobates fuscus (common spadefoot toad)
Lineage: Eukaryota; Metazoa; Chordata; Amphibia; Anura; Pelobatidae
Gene: FSHB
Product: follicle stimulating hormone subunit beta
Exons: 2
Coding region: 1-390 (129 amino acids)
Biological process (GO): follicle-stimulating hormone signaling pathway
Cellular component (GO): cytoplasm; extracellular region
Molecular function (GO): follicle-stimulating hormone activity
Source: RefSeq, a predicted model, not a curated record
AUGGAGAAGCUAUUUUUGUGCCUGGUUGUCCUGUGCUGGAAUAUGAUCCUUUGCUCAACGUGUGAACUUUCUAAUGUAACAAUUGCACUCGAGAAAGAGGAAUGUGGGGUCUGCAUUACUGUGAAUGCCACGUGGUGCUUGGGAUACUGUCACACUAAGGAUCCAUCUAUGAAGCCAAUAUUUACGACGAAGGCCCAGCGUGUGUGCACUUACAAGCAAGUUAUUUAUGAAACCGUGAAAUUACCUGGCUGCCCUGAUAACGUGGAUCCUUAUUAUUCCUAUCCUGUGGCUACCGAAUGUCACUGCGGGCAGUGUGAUAUGGAAACAUCUGACUGCACUGUGAGGGGCUUAGGACCAUCCUACUGUACUCAAAGACAAGAGAAGGAAUGA